This is a messenger RNA of Rhodotorula toruloides NP11, 1119 nucleotides long. RefSeq names its product spliceosomal RING finger protein 113A. The transcript is spliced from 4 exons. NCBI's taxonomy places the organism in Eukaryota, Fungi, Basidiomycota, Microbotryomycetes, Sporidiobolales, Sporidiobolaceae. Bases 1 to 1119 code for a protein of 372 amino acids. Gene Ontology annotation, molecular function: metal ion binding. Gene Ontology annotation, biological process: snoRNA splicing. The record is from RefSeq and is a predicted model, not a curated record. Gene Ontology annotation, cellular component: U2-type spliceosomal complex.
AUGAGUUCUGACGCCCCCGUCACCUUCAUCAAGAAGCGCAAGGGCCCGCCCGCCGGCCUCCGCAAGAAGGAGGUCGACACCGCUUCCUCAUCAGCCGACUCGAAGCCAGCCGCCUCUGAGGUUGUGCAGGCUGCGAAGCGUCACUUCACGAGUCACCUGGUGCAGGGAACGGGUGGCUACAAGCGCCGGAAGCUGCAGGACGCGGCACUCGAGGCCCAGGACGACUCGGGUGAGGAGGAGGACAAGGAGCGCAAGGCGUUCGCUGUGCGCCAUUCGACCGAGCGAAGGGCCGAGGGGAGGCGCAGCGAGAGCCCGCCGGCGUGGGUCAGCUCGGAGCAGGCCAAGGAGAUGGCGCGCGACAAGAACGCAAAGGCGGAGGAGGUCCCGGACGACGGGCUGUAUCGCGGCGCCAACAAGCAGAAGAACCAGCUGCCGAAGGCUGUUGGACCAGUCAAGGGCGGGCCGUCGAACGUGCGGACGAUCACGCUUGUCGACUACCAGCCGGACGUCUGCAAAGACUACAAAGAGACCGGCUUCUGUGGCUACGGCGACACUUGCAAGUUCUUGCACGACCGAGGCGACUACCUUCACGGCUGGCAACUCGACAACUCCUUCCUCUCCAACUCGGCUGCCGCCGGCUCCUUCCUGGCGAAACAGCGCGCCCGGGAUGGCGACAAGGACGACUCGGACUCUGAUUCGGACGACGAGCUGCCCUUCGCCUGCCUGAUCUGCCGCAAGCCGUUCGGGCCGGAACCUGUCGUGACGUUGUGCGGCCACUACUUUGACUCGGCGUGCGCGAUCAAGCGGUUUGCAAAGACGGGCAAGUGUUUUGCGUGCGGAGCGAGCACGAACGGCGUCUUCAACCGCGCAACCAAGCUCAUCGCCAAGCAGAAGGAGCGAGAAGCGCUGAAUGCCCAGGCGCGGGAAGAGGAGGAGGGCGAAGGAGGAGGCGAAGGUGAUGGCAUCGAGAUCGAGGGAUUGGCGGAUGGCGGACGAGCAGACGGCGCGCAUGACGCGAACCGGCGACGAGAAGCGGAGGCCAACGAGGACGAGGGAACGGAAGAGGAGGAGGAGGAGGAGGAGCGACCGAGGCGCCGGCCUAUCAUCGAGUACCACUAG